UAAACAUGAAGUUCCUUUUGGAACUAAUGGCUUGCUGUGGUUGUUCUUCUCGUUUGCCCCCACUUGAAGACAUCGGGCCUCUCGUUCCUGGCCCGGCCCAGCCCACUAAUCGUAAAAACAGGAGACGAAGGAGAGGUAGAGGUGGACCAACGAGUUCAGUUGGUUCAGUACCUAAUAAUUGGAGGCCCUCACUUUCGGCCAUUUCAGAAGACAACGCUCUGCCACCUAGAAAAGUGAAGAGAAAAGUCAUAACUACUUCCCCACCCGCCACUAAACCCCGUCGUCGUAGUUGCGAGGAAACUAGGAGAAUUCCAGUUUCAGCCUUGGCGCCAGCUUUCUCCCCAACUCCUUUUUUAUUUUAAUUCCUCUGUAACCUUUUUUUUGGGGGUGGGUAGUGGGUGGGUGGGGCUUGUACGUAGUUAUGAUGAACAUGUAUCAUGUAUGCAUAUUGUACUGUAAAUGUUCUAUAUUAUUAUCUCUUUUUAUCUUGUUAA
Solanum verrucosum is the source of this 494-nucleotide messenger RNA. RefSeq lists its product as uncharacterized. Lineage: Eukaryota; Viridiplantae; Streptophyta; Magnoliopsida; Solanales; Solanaceae. The transcript is spliced from 2 exons. The coding region runs from base 6 to 362 and encodes 118 amino acids. The record is from RefSeq and is a predicted model, not a curated record.